GAGGGAGGGAGAGAGUGAGAGGAAAAUAAGAGCCAUCAGUCCCAUCUAUCUGACUACUGGAUAUUAUUUUUUUUGGGGGGGAUCUCUUUAUUUCCUUCAUCUUGUAUUUUCCGCUCAUAUUUAGUCACAAGUUUUGUUUAGGUUGAUUUUUUUUCCAUCUUGGAGACUUGACUCGACUCUGUUCUGCUGUUGCUAAUCCUCUUUCUCCACUCGCUGCAUGGGACGACAGACAUCCGCGUUUAUAUCUGCUUUUCUUUCUUUUUUUGUUUUUGUUUCCCCCGCUUCUCCGGAAUAAAAUUCUCCCGAUUUAUCGACCGACCGACCGACGGACCGGACCCGACCGCGAGCCACCGUUUUCUGUCCACAAACUCACUUCACUGCUGCGCCUCCGGGAUUCAGUUCGUCUUCCUGUGUGCGUUUAUUAGCUGAGUUUGUUUAAAGAGGGGACAGCAACUCCUGAAGGUCUCAGCCAGUCUCAGAGGAUGCAUUAGACUCGGUCAACAUGGUGCCAUUUUGGAGAUAAGUCCCCCUUGUUUUAUUUCGUUUCUUUACACGUUCUUCUUCAUGGGACGGGCGGAAAAGCGGGACAUCAGGUGGCGAUCUUGAGCGCGCGCACACGCGUCACCUGUCCGCUCACCUUUUGACGGCGCGCCUGUCAAUUAGCAUCACUAAUUGGAUUAUUUUGAUCUUGAAGUUACAGUCUGCAGGCAGCUCCACCUCCUCCCCCCCGCCCCCCCGCGCCUCCCCUCACCUACCCCUCCUCCUCCUCCUCCUCCUCCUCCUCCACCACAGAAGUUAUGUCAAGGCCUCUCACUCAGCUCUUACCGCCGGAUCUCCCUGCCGGGGCCACCAGCCCCCAGUUUGGGGCCAGUAACCCGGCUGGAAGUGGCCCCCAAGGUGGACAACUGACCUCCAUGACCAACCUGAAGUCCCUGCUCCAGCUGCCAAUCAAGGCCGACCAGAGAGGCACCAAGGACUGCAGCGAGAUGAAAGAUAAAGACAAGCCCCCGGACUCUGACGAAGACUCACUGGGUGUCAAUGCUGGAGGGCCCGGUGGGGUGGGAGGAGCCCCUGGGCCCGGCACGUUGCGGCCAAACUCCCAAUCAGCCUUUCUGGGCCCGCUGCUGUGGGAGAGGACCCUGCCGUGCGAUGGAGGCCUGUUCCAGCUGCAGUAUAUGGACCUGGAGGAGUUCCUGACCGAGAACGGGAUGGGGAUGCACAGCAAUGGACCCAGCUCCACCAGUGCACAGAUCCCUUCCCAGAGAUCCCAGUCGGCCGUGCCCAACCAGAGCUCCCAGUGCCCGCCCACCUCUCCUCCGCCCUGCUCCUCCUCUUCCUCCUCCAUGUCCUCCUCAUCCUCCUCUUCCUCACUGCUGGGAUUGGAGACCGUCCAGCCACAACCGCCGCCGCCACUACCACCUCAGCCGCAGCAGCAGCAGCAGCAGCAGCAAGGCAUGAUGGGAGGACCUGAGUGUCUACAUGGUGGUCAGGCGGUGCCUCAGGACCCGUCACCCACUUCUACUUGCCCUCCGGGACCCCCUGGACCUCCGGCGGUUGCCAACGGCAGCAGUGACAUCAUGGUGAACUUUGACCCCGACCCAGCGGACCUGGCACUGUCCAGCGUGCCGGGCCAGGAGGCGUUUGACCCGCGGCGGCACCGCUUCUCCGAUGAGGAGCUGAAACCCCAGCCGAUGAUCAAGAAGGCCCGCAAGAUGCUGGUCCCCAAUGAGCAGAAGGAUGAGAAGUACUGGAGCCGGCGCGUCAAGAACAAUGAGGCGGCAAAGCGCUCGCGGGACGCCCGGCGGCUGAAGGAGAACCAGAUCUCUGUGCGCGCCGCCUUCCUGGAGCGGGAGAACGCCGCCCUUCGCCAGGAGGUGGCCGACAUGAGGAAAGAGCUGGGCCGCUGCAGGAACAUCAUCAACAAGUAUGAGAGUCGGCACGGAGACUUGUGAGCCGGAGGAGGAAGAAGAUGACGAUGGUGGAGGAAGGGGCGGGAGGGAAGGAGGAAAUGAGAAAAGGGUACAAGGCAACCCAACAACAGCAGCACUUUAGUUGAAGUGGCGAGGGGGAAGGCUGACGUAGAUCUGCAGUAAGCGCUGUGCGAUACCGGGCGCAAACACGAAAAGUGUGUUUUAGUGCGCACGGUGGGCUAUAGGAUGGCACGACAGGAAAGCACAGCGACGCCAUUUUUUCCAGUUUGACUCUCUUUGUACAUGCUGCUUCGUUGAAUCCACACAACGUACUGUAUCACCUUGUGUCACCACGGCAGCUUCCGUCACCCUCGGUGCUGUGCUUACGGCUGGUGUCGCACGGCGUUUUUGCAGGUAGUGCGUUCCGGCCGCUGCUCCGGCCAGUUCAAACAGGGUGUUGAACUCACAUUAUGCCAGUGAAAUCUCACUUUUUAAGCUCAAGGCACGGAUACAAGCCAGGAGAGGUCAGAUGUGUAAUUUUUUUCUAUAAAUAGGACAAAAAAAAAUGUAUAUAUUUUUGAACUGGGCAGGAAGGCAAGACUAGUCCAGCAAAGAGGAGGUGGAGGAGGAGGAAGAGGUGCAGGGUUUUCGUCCAUAACGCAAAGAGAUUUUGACAUAGGAUAAUUGUAUAUUUUUCUAUUAGCAGAGAUAGUCAGGAGGAGGAUUUUGGAGAUAAUCUUUUGUAUAUUUUAUAUAUGGGGCGGGGAGGGGCUGUUAGCUGGACAGUCACGGGGCCACAAGAAACGCUUUUCCUCCCAGCUGUUUAUCGCUAAACAACAAAUAAUCUAUUUUCGAUUUCACAGAGCUGGUUGGUCGGAGGCAGAGGCGUAACAGAGAAUGUAUCACGGUCGAUUCAGGUAUUUCAUACGGUGUGAGGCGAGGAGAGGCGUCUUAGUAACGAUUGUUUUCCGCGGGGUGGGGCGACGUUAGGAGCAAGACGGUGAAACAAAAAUUGUAUAGUUUUAAGAAAUGUAUGUGUUCGUUUGUUUUCUUUGUGGGAUCGUUCAAGCACUUGAUUUGUUAUCUUCUCUUUGAUUCCGUGUCUGAUUUUGAAAUAAUUGCAGGGCUUUUAUUUUUGUGUUUUUGAAGGUGAAGGAGAAAAAGAGAGAGGAAAACAGGAAGUGGUUAGCCAUCAGAACAGCUGGAUGUGAGCAGAUGUUUGAAAAAAAAAAAAUAAGGGGGAGAAUUUCGCUGGCAGGUUUGCAUUUAGUUUGGUGAACGUGUCUUGCUCACACACACACACACACACUCAGACACACACUUUGUUAACAACAACACCAUGUGGUUGCAGUCUUUCUCUCUCUAUUUGCUCCUCGAUUUGUCCAGGAAGUGCAAAAAUGAAAUACUAACUGGUUUAGGGUUGAUUUGCCCAGAUUGAACAAUGACUGAAACCUUCAGCAUGCAGACACACAACACGGACGCACACAGUCCUCACCCAGGUUUUAACCCUUAUUGUUGUUGUUGAUGUUGUUAUGGACUUCUAUGGUGCUGAUCUGAUCUGAUCCUUCACCUGACACACACAAACACACACACACUGAUAAAAAUCAUAUGCACACAUGUAAACAUACAUAAAAAACACUUCCACCUUUUCAAACACAGUACUGAACUGCCUAUACCCUUUCUUUGUCUUUUAUUCCUUCUUUUUAGUUUAUUUUUUCUUUCUUUUGUUGCAUAUUGUAUCGAUAAAUCGUAUAUAGAUUUACACACAAACACUUGUCUAUACCUCUCCUUCAAACUUUACCCAAUGAGAAACGAGAAAUGCACCCUAUUACUGUACCAUACAACUGUACUAUUGAAUAUUAAACUAUUCUCUCACUAGAUAUAUAUGUAUAUGAUAUAUGCUUGAAUUAUGUGAUUAUAGUUGUAAUAUACAUAAUUGAAUAUAUUACAGAGAAACCCAUCUGAAUCAUUUUGUCAGUUUUUUCUCAGGUGUUUUUGUCUGAGGUAUUAAAUACACGUAUUAAAAAAACACAAAAAAAAGUCUUUGAUUUAUGACAGAA
This is a messenger RNA of Siniperca chuatsi (mandarin fish), 3970 nucleotides long. It is a transcript of the gene dbpa, whose product is annotated as D site albumin promoter binding protein a. Gene Ontology annotation, cellular component: nucleus. The transcript is spliced from 5 exons. Gene Ontology annotation, biological process: regulation of transcription by RNA polymerase II. Bases 798 to 1952 code for a protein of 384 amino acids. Lineage: Eukaryota; Metazoa; Chordata; Actinopteri; Centrarchiformes; Sinipercidae. Gene Ontology annotation, molecular function: RNA polymerase II cis-regulatory region sequence-specific DNA binding; DNA-binding transcription factor activity, RNA polymerase II-specific. The record is from RefSeq and is a predicted model, not a curated record.